UUGCAGGAACAAUGGAAGCAUACAUGGAGGAAGUACCAGAACUGAAAUCAAGAGGAGUGUCGUUUAAAAAUCAGCAUAAAUUACCUAAUACAAAUGGGAAGUGGGACAACAGAUGUUUGAGUAGAGCUUUGAAGAACUCAACUGUGGAGAGCAAGCCAUUUCCUUCAAUUUAUAACCAGUCCCCGGAUGCUUCAAAGAUCCCCGCUCAUGCCAUGGAGUUCUUGUGUCGAUCAUGGACCUCGUCCGCCUCCGACUUUCAGCAGAUAUUUUCAUCAAGCAACUUGGUCUUGCCCUUGAAUGCCUGUGGUAGGAUAGAGGAGCAUGAAGAAGGGAAUGCAGAAGAGGAAACAUUGGAGAAGCAAGUCAGGAAAAGCGGAUAUAUAACCAACAAGAUGGACAACACAUGGAUGGACUUCAAUCACAUGAAGGGGUCGCUGAAACUUAAACCACUAACGCAAAUCUUUAGAUCGCGUAGCAAGAAGAAGAAAGAGGAGUUUCGACUCCACACAGCAAAACUACACGCAGCCCUUUCUCUCACGCAGUUGGCUGCAGCAAUAGCAGGCUUUGCCACCAGUGGCACCAGCACAGAAGCGCAACAAGAUCACAUCGAACAUAUUACUAGCAGCAGAGCUAGUACGUUAGCAUUGUGGGAUCAAGACGCUGGUGUUGUAGUUGCCUCGGCUGCAGCUUUACUAACCACAGUAUGCGCAGAGGCAGCAGAAUCUCUGGGCGCAAAGCGUGCCCAUGUUGCCUCUGCUGUGAAAUCUGGCCUGGCUACUCAAACUCCUGUUGACAUGGUCACACUAACUGCCACAGCUGCAACAUGUCUAAAAGGAGCUGCAACCCUCAAAUCACGGGCUAAGGCAGGGACAGACUUGCCAAGGAACCAAGAGCUACUCAGAGUUGGUGCUCAAAUAUCAAUUGUCAUGCCUUCUGGUGAGAAAGGAUGCAAAUGGGUGACAAUCUAUCUAAAGCGAAGACAGCUCACAUUGAGCUUCAGAAAGAAAUACUUGGGAGGAUUCCUAACAGCUACCAAAGAGUAUAUGAUUAUAAAUGUUAUUGAGGAAAGCAAGGACAUUAAAGGCAUCUACUCUCUCAUCCUGAAGACUAACAAAGGCAUUGCGAAGCUGCUCUUUGAAGAUGAGAAGCAGUCUAGCAUCUGGGUAUCAACCAUUUCCAAUCUCUUACAGAUGCACAACUCUUGCUGAUAAUUGUCUAGUCACAGUUGUUGCAACUCUAAUAUUUGUUCAUAGGUUUCUCCCACUUCUUGUUACAUAAAGUUCACGUCAGUUGUACAAUUGUAUAGCUAAAGUAUCUGAAACAUUCCUUCGUGGAUGUUGGUGGAAGUUGAAUGCACUGGACUCUUCAAUAAAAUCACUAUAACAAAAAAAAGUUUUUACGGCGUCAAA
Camellia sinensis is the source of this 1409-nucleotide messenger RNA. The record is from RefSeq and is a predicted model, not a curated record. Lineage: Eukaryota; Viridiplantae; Streptophyta; Magnoliopsida; Ericales; Theaceae.